CAGAUAACCAGAACUGAAUUCCCGGGAAAUCCAUCACAAUGCCGGACUCCAGACUCACCUACAGGCGACGUGCGCCGUACAACACCAAGAGCCAGAAGGUCCGCGUGAUCAAGACCCCCGGUGGUGAGCUCCGUUACCUGCACAUCAAGAAGAAGGGCACUGCCCCCAAGUGCGGUGACUGCGGAACCAAGCUUGCCGGUAUCCCUGCGCUCCGUCCUCGCGAGUAUGCCCAGAUCUCUCGCCCCAAGAAGACCGUCCAGCGUGCAUACGGUGGAUCGCGCUGCGCCAACUGCGUCCAGGACCGCAUCGUCCGCGCUUUCCUGAUCGAGGAGCAGAAGGUCGUCAAGAAGGUGCUCAAGGAGUCUCAACAGAAGAAGCGUUAAGCAGCGGUAUUGAAGGUUGAAGGGGUUUAGCAUGUCAAAACUGGGUCAAUCGGUGUUCAUGUGCAUUAUGGGCAGUCUCCUGGUUCGGUCGGCUUUCACGAUAUCAAGACGAUUUUCGCGUUGUCCGCCAGGGCAGUAGCUGAGUAGGGUCACGAAUGCAUCCACAAGCUACGAAACAAUUUGUCUCCACGAAGUACGAGCGUAGUCCUCGUCUGAGCCCCUGACUUCGUUCUUAUGAUUUUUAACCGUGCACAAUGGAGAUUCGGUAUCGUUACUAACGUCGCGUAAUGGUGCCUCUCGGCCCACGAAUCGUGAACCCGUUACGAUAGGGGACGAGCUGGUGGAUAUGUGAUCAAGAUCUCUCCAGGUCUCAUAAUGGGUGGUCCUCGCACAGCAACGAAUUUUCUUUAGGUGCCAUUCGGUAACCAGACAGGACUAAUGAUUAUGAGUAUAUGUAAGCCAAGAUGUGAUAAGCUGA
Messenger RNA from Cucurbitaria berberidis CBS 394.84, 861 nucleotides. RefSeq names its product ribosomal protein L34e. Gene Ontology annotation, molecular function: structural constituent of ribosome. The record is from RefSeq and is a predicted model, not a curated record. The transcript has 3 exons. Gene Ontology annotation, biological process: translation. Bases 39 to 383 code for a protein of 114 amino acids. NCBI's taxonomy places the organism in Eukaryota, Fungi, Ascomycota, Dothideomycetes, Pleosporales, Cucurbitariaceae. Gene Ontology annotation, cellular component: ribosome.